This is a messenger RNA of Corylus avellana, 1575 nucleotides long. Its product is annotated as 12-oxophytodienoate reductase 2. Gene Ontology annotation, molecular function: oxidoreductase activity; FMN binding. Lineage: Eukaryota; Viridiplantae; Streptophyta; Magnoliopsida; Fagales; Betulaceae. The record is from RefSeq and is a predicted model, not a curated record.
CGAAACGUCAUGGCAGACAUCACCGACAGUAAAAAGGUCAGGAAAAGCAUUUAUUAUUAUGCGUUAUUGUCCAAUUGAUUUUAUUUUUCAUGUUUUUGCAACCCUUUGCGCUUGUAUAAAUAUCCAAUUGGGUAUUGCGCACUUUUCAUUUCCACCUGUCUUGGAAGGCAAAGUACAAGCGCACAAGUUGAAGAACAGGAAAACGAAUAGAUUCAUUUAGAAAUGGCAGCUGAACUUCCAACAAUUCCUCUUCUUACUCCUUACAAAUUGGGGAAGUUCAAUCUAUCCCACAGGGUAGUUUUGGCACCAUUGACCAGACAGAGAUCUUAUGGCAAUGUUCCUCAGCCUCAUGCUAUCUUAUAUUAUUCUCAAAGAACCUCCAAAGGCGGUCUUCUAAUAGCUGAAGCUACUGGAGUUUCUGACACUGCUCAAGGGUAUCCUGAUACACCUGGUAUAUGGACAAAAGAGCAAGUUGAAGCAUGGAAACCCAUCGUUGAUGCUGUUCAUGCCAAAGGUGGAAUCUUCUUUUGUCAGAUUUGGCAUGUGGGGAGGGUUUCAAAUGAAGGUUUUCAGCCAAAUGGGCAAGCUCCAAUUUCUUCUACUGACAAGCCUUUAACCCCUCAAACUCGAGCUAAUGGAAUUGAUGUUGCACAGUUCACUCCCCCAAGGCGGCUAAGGACAGAUGAAAUUCCUCAAAUUGUCAAUGAUUUUAGACUUGCCGCAAGGAAUGCUAUUGAAGCUGGUUUUGAUGGAAUUGAGAUCCAUGGAGCUCAUGGUUACCUAAUUGACCAAUUUAUGAAAGAUGAAGUGAAUGAUCGAACAGACCAAUAUGGUGGAUCUCUUGAAAAUCGUUGUCGAUUUGCUCUAGAAGUUGUUGAAGCUGUUGCAAACGAGAUAGGAGCAGACAAAGUUGGAAUAAGGCUAUCUCCUUUUGCAAAUUAUAUGGAAUCUGGAGACUCUAAUCCAAAAGCAUUGGGCCUUUAUAUGGCAGAGUCCUUAAAUAAAUAUGGGAUUCUCUACUGUCACAUGGUUGAGCCAAGGAUGAAAACCGUAGGAGAAAUUAGUGAAUGCCCACACAAUCUAGUGCCAAUGAGAAAGGCUUUUAAGGGUACUUUUUUGGUUGCUGGGGGUUAUGACAAGGAAGAUGGGAACAAUGCCAUUGCUGAAAACCGUGCCGAUCUUGUUGUUUAUGGUCGUAUAUUUUUAGCCAAUCCAGAUUUGCCUAAAAGAUUUAAGCUCAAUGCUCCUCUCAACAAGUACAAUAGAGAAACAUUCUACAUCUCUGAUCCUGUUAUUGGUUACACCGAUUAUCCUUUUCUUGAAGACACUGCUUAGGUUUGUGAAGGAGCAUUGGGAAAUUUAAAUUGUCCAAAAUUGCCUCUCAUUUAAGUCAAGUUAUUAUAUUGUAAUAUUGUACAAGUGCAAGGACAAUUCUUAAUAAUUCCACAGCGUAAGAAUUGCACAUUUGUUGGUGCUGAUCUACCUGUGUGCCUAAUUACUCAUAAUUUGAAAUGCAUUUGGCUAUUACAAGUAAUGAUUCUUGAGCAUGGGAACACUUUGUUAAAAUUAUUAUAU